AGCAUCUUAUAAUAUAGCCAUGAUUACACACCACAACGCCGGAAACUCAUUAGAAGAAGACGAAGAAGAACAGUAGCUACUAGCUAGGUGGCAAAAUCGUGUCAGUGAAGGGCCAAGACAGCAAGUGAGACAUAAAAUCAUAAAGCUAUUCUAUCACAAUGCUUCCACUAUCUCUGCUGAAGACUGCCCAGAACCAUCCUAUGCUGGUGGAGCUGAAGAACGGAGAGACGUACAACGGUCACCUGGUCAGCUGUGACAACUGGAUGAACAUCAACCUGAGAGAAGUCAUCUGCACCUCAAGGGAUGGAGAUAAGUUCUGGAGGAUGCCUGAGUGCUACAUCAGAGGAAGCACAAUCAAAUACCUGCGAAUCCCCGACGAGAUCAUCGAUAUGGUGAAGGAGGAGGUGGUGUCGAAGGGCCGUGGACGUGGAGGCACCCAGCAGAACAAACAGCAGGGCAAAGGAAGAGGAGGAGGAGGAGGAGCCGGCCGCGGUCUGUUUGGCGGUCGUGGCAGAGGAAUGACUGGUCCUGGUCGGGGCCAGCAGCAGCAGCAGCAGCAGCAGCAGCAGCAGCAGCAGCAGCAGCAGCAGCAGCAGCAGCAGGAUAAGAAACCGGGCAAACCACAGGGAAUGAAGAACCAGCACUAACAUUACACCUUCAACAACACAUCCUGUCAAUCAGAGUAAUUUCUCCUUCAGUACAUGAAGAUAAAAUUGACUCUCUGGUGUUUCCUUCUGCUGUGAUGUUUUGUCAGGACGGACCAUUGCAGAAA
Molecule: messenger RNA, 772 nt
Organism: Perca flavescens (yellow perch)
Lineage: Eukaryota; Metazoa; Chordata; Actinopteri; Perciformes; Percidae
Gene: lsm4
Product: LSM4 homolog, U6 small nuclear RNA and mRNA degradation associated
Exons: 5
Coding region: 159-647 (162 amino acids)
Biological process (GO): mRNA splicing, via spliceosome; nuclear-transcribed mRNA catabolic process
Molecular function (GO): RNA binding
Source: RefSeq, a predicted model, not a curated record